GAGUCUCCAGAAGCUUCCCUCCUCCUAUAUAAGCCCAUGGGGAGGGUCAUUUGAAGCAUCCUGUGACAUUAUGCUGCCCAAGGACGCGGACCACCUAUGCAUUCUAAAAACUUGCAGUGUUUUUGCUGCAAGGAAUAUGGGCAUAUUGCUGCCACUUGCCCUAAGAAGUUUUGUUUUUAUUGCAAGAAGAAGGGUCACAUUAUCAAAGAAUGUCGUAUUCGCCCCCAGAAUCGUCAGGCCCAAGCAUUUCAGACUUCGGUUAUUGUCCCUCCUGUAGCCACACACGACUCUCCUUCAGCUGCGUGCUCUGUUCCUGCACCUCCUGCACCAGAUUACUGCACCCCAGAAAUGGUACAACGGAUGUUAAUUUCAGCAUUAUCAGCAAUGGGGUUUCAAGGACCAGGUAACGGGGAAGCCGAUCGCGAAGGGACCUAAAGUGGGGCGCUUGUUUCCACUAUUUUUACCUGUUCCAGAUUUUUCUCUACGUUCUUCUAUUAAGUCUUUUGCUUGUAAUAAUGUUUCAGAUCUUAAUAUGGUGUGGCAUCGUCGUUUAGGCCAUCCCAAUACUUAGAUCUUAUCUCAUGUAUUGAACUCUGGUUUACCUGGUAAUAAGGAUCAUUGUUCUUUAUCUCUUGAGUGUGAUUCUUGCAAACUUGGUAAAAGUAAAACUCUUCCCUUCCCUUUGCAUGCAAGUAGAGCAUCUCACUGCUUUGAUCUUAUCCAUAGUGAUGUUUGAGGACCUUCCCCGAUUAGUUCACAUGAGAAAUUUAAAUAUUAUGUGACUUUCAUUGAUGAUCAUAGCAGAUUUACUUGGGUCUACUUUCUUCGCUCUAAAUCUGAGGUCUUUCGUACUUUCACUGAGUUUUUAGCGUAUGUUGACAAUCAAUUUUCUACUUCUAUUAAGACAUUACGCACAGAUUCCGGUGGUGAGUAUUUGUCUACUGAGUUUCAAGCAUUCUUGGCUUCUAAGGGUAUUAUUCAUCAACGUUCAUGUCCCUCUACUCCUCAACAAAAUGGAGUUGCCGAA
Messenger RNA from Vitis riparia (riverbank grape), 1027 nucleotides. RefSeq lists its product as uncharacterized. The coding region runs from base 97 to 435 and encodes 112 amino acids. The record is from RefSeq and is a predicted model, not a curated record. Gene Ontology annotation, molecular function: zinc ion binding; nucleic acid binding. The transcript is spliced from 2 exons. NCBI's taxonomy places the organism in Eukaryota, Viridiplantae, Streptophyta, Magnoliopsida, Vitales, Vitaceae.